Messenger RNA from Coregonus clupeaformis (lake whitefish), 5384 nucleotides. Its product is annotated as zinc finger protein 687b. Bases 296 to 4648 code for a protein of 1450 amino acids. NCBI's taxonomy places the organism in Eukaryota, Metazoa, Chordata, Actinopteri, Salmoniformes, Salmonidae. The transcript has 10 exons. The record is from RefSeq and is a predicted model, not a curated record.
UAAGAGAGCGGUGUGUGUGAUCUAUUGUGGCAAGAAUUAACAUAUCUUGAUAACAUAUCUGGUUUUAUUGUAUACAAACUGUAGACCAGGUUUGUGUUUCCAUUUAGAAAUUAACAAAUUACAUUUGUCUCUAUGUGGCACCAUUCCCUUGACAAUAUAUUUUUGUAGCUUCGGCAGUAAAUUGCAUUGAUACAAUUAUCUGAUAGGACCUCUUCAUCAUGUGACAGGAAGUAAAGGCUCUUCAUCUGGAGCGAGCGACUAUAGUGGAAUCACAGAUUCAGUAUUUGGUCCCGGCAUGGGGGACAUGAAGACCCCAGAUUUCGAUGACCUAUUGGCAGCGUUUGACAUUCCCGACAUCGAUGCUAAAGAGGCCAUCCAGUCUGCUGAUGAGGCUGAGGGCCCACACGGGCCAGGCAGUGCACCUCUGGGAAAGCCAGACGGUGGGGUUGGUGUAGGGCCGUCUCUGAGACCAUCUAGCCCCCCGGACCCCCAGGCUGACACCCCUAUUGUCAGCGUUAUCGUAAAGAACCGCGUACGACCCGACAACAUGGGUGGAGGGGAUGGGGACACAGACCAGGACACUAUGGACAGCAUUGCUGGGGUCGCUGUGGGUCCACGGCUCGGUGCCUGUGCCCCAGGCAUGGCGGAAUCUGAACCACUCAACCACAAUGGGUUUGCGGCUGCUGGUGUGACCCUGCCUCUAACCCAGGCUCAGGCCCAAUCUAAUGAGGAACCAUGGUCAGUGUGUACCCCCAAAACAGAGGGCGGAGGAGGCGGUGCUGGAUCAACUAAAUCUGUCAAGCAGGUUGGCAAUAUAUUCAACAGACUGAAGCCUCUCAUGGCGCAAGGGUCGGGAGACCCUGUAGGGAGGGCGAGGAAGAUGCAGCUCCUACAGCACCAGCAGCAGCACACACAGCAAGAGGCAGACAAAGAAGGAGGAGAUGAGGGCAAAGCUUCGUUAUCCUCCUCUUCAUCUGCCGUGUCUGCACCUCUUGUCCCAGGAGUGUCAGUAGGACUGUCCUCUCCUUUCUUCCUGCCUUCCAAGCCUCUGCUCCCGUCCCCGCCAUCAGCCCUCUCCUCACACCCGCUGCACUCAUCUCAGCCGUUUAAUGGGGCACCUAAAGCCGGCCCGGCAUUAUUAUGUCCCCAAGGCUCACAGGGGGAUGAUUCCGAUCCAGACCUAGGGCCCCCGCUGCUGAUCCAGGAACACCCUGACUCCCCCUCCCGCACCCCUCCCAAACUGAUCUGUAGUUUUAGGUCCCCUGCUGGCAGCUCUGACUCCACCCGUCCCAUGGCCUCAUCGGCAGCUCACCCCAAACCAGGGGACACUCCCUCGGGCUCUAGCGUGACCUCCUCAACCCCUCAGUCAGGCUCCACCAAGAGUCUACCACAGGAAGACAAACACCCAGAGCAUGUUAUAGAAGAGCGGGACUCACCUGAAAGUCCUGAGCCUGAGAUACCCAAAUCGGCAUCACCAGUAACCGCCAAGAGGUGCUCUAGCCCUGCAGUAGCCUCCACGCCACCCCCCUCAGACCUACAGGAGCCUAAGGAGGAGGAGGAGGAGAUGGAGGUGGGGAAUGGAAUAGAGAAGGCUAUGGAUGGCAAGGCAGAUUUUGGAAAGGAAGAGGGUGCAAGAACAGGAGAGGAGAAAAUGGAGGUGGAUGAUUGCAAGUCUAAACCUCCAGCCACUGAAGGUGGCACCUCAACUCCAGGAGGGCCUGCGGCUCCUGCCCGGCCCCUCAAAGUGCGGAUAAAGACCAUCAAAACCUCCACUGGUGGAAUCACCAGAACUGUUACCAGGGUCGCACCCAAAGCAGGUGCUGCUGGAGCAAAGGGUUUGGAGCCCAGCAAAGCUCCACCAGGGGGGCGCAAGACCCCAGCCAACAGGGCCUGGAAACCUGACACUGCCUCUGGUCGUAUGGCAGCCUCCCAGCCACAGAAAGCAAAGAGCCUCAAAACACUACCCGUGUCUACACUAGCAGCCAGUACUGCUAUGCUAGCCGCUGCAACCAAGGCUCAGAGCAAGAUGGCUGCCUCCUCGGACAAGGCAAAGGUAUCUGCCACUGCUGUUAGCAUCACUAAAUCUGCCGCCCUGCCUGCCACUCCCUCGGUUGCCUCCUCUCCUAAGUUCUCAGUAGCCACUGGUGGGAUGAGUGUACGUCCUGUCGGUGCUAAAACGACUAACGGAGGCAGCGCCAGCGUCCUAGCCGGCACUCACCAGCCAAACAAGCCUGCCUCCAUUGUGAACAGCACGGGCGCCGUCAUCUCCCGCAGCCAGUCUAGCCUGGUGGAGGCCUUCAACAAGAUCCUCAACAGCAAGAACCUGCUGCCCAGUUAUAAGCCGGACCUUUCGGCGGCUCCGCCCCCAGAGUGGGGGCUCCCUCUGCCUGCCACGGGCUACCGCUGUCUGGAAUGUGGCGAUGCCUUCGCCCUGGAGCGCAGCCUGGCCCGCCACUAUGACAGGCGCUCGCUGCGCAUCGAGGUGACCUGCAACCACUGUGCCAAGCGGUUGGCCUUCUUCAACAAGUGCAGCCUGCUGCUCCACGCCAGGGAGCAUAAGGAACGAGGGCUAGUCAUGCAGUGCUCUCACCUCGUCAUGAGGCCUGUCACCGUGGAGCAGAUGAUUGGCCAGCAGGACACCACACCCAUCGGCAUGUGUUCCCCUUCUUCAAUCUCCUCUCCUCCUCCUCCAGUCUCUUCCCCCUCCACCACGUCCGGAGCCCCCGCCGUGUCGUCUAGUUCCAGCCCAAUGAAGGACACACAGUCUCCCUCCGCAGCCCAGCUGAGACCGGUCCGCCAUGCGCCCCAGAGCCCCCAGGCGCUGAUGCCCCUCCCCAUCAAGAAGGGCGAGGUGCUGCAGUACAACAACUUCAAGUGUCCAGAGUGCCAGGCCCAGUUCUCUGGCAAGGCCGAACUGGUCGCCCACUUCCAGCAGAUCAGAGCUACCCCCAACUCGACCUGUACCCUGUGCUCCCCUCCCAUGAUGCUGCCUAACUGGUGCAGUGUGUCGGCUCACCAGAGGAUUCAUAAGCACCGAGCACCCCACGUCUGUCCAGAGUGUGGGGGCAUCGCCCGGCAGGCCAGCUUCCAGACCCACCUGGAGGAGGCCUGUCUGCACUUCGCCCGCCGCAUCGGAUACAGGUGCUCCAGUUGCCAGGUGGUGUUCGGGGGUCUGAACUCCAUCAAGUCCCACAUCCAGACGGCCCACUGCGAGGUGUUCCACAAGUGCCCCAGCUGCCCUAUGGCCUUCAAGUCUGCCCCAAGUGCACAGGGACACAUCAGCACCCAGCACCCCACCCUCACCGGGGGACAGGCCAAAUUGAUCUACAAGUGUGUGAUGUGCGAUACAGUUUUUACCCAGAAACCCUUACUGUACAUGCAUUUCGACACCCACCUGGCCAAGCAGAAAGUGCAUGUGUUCAAGUGUCCUGACUGCACCAAACUCUACGCGCAGAAAGGUUCCAUGAUGGAACACACAAAGACUGCUCACAGAAGGCUGUCAGUCAAACAGGAGGGCCAAUCCAAUGCCUCCGCCCCUGCCCCAGCCCCCACCAACACCUCAGCCCCCACCAACCCCUCAGCCCCCUCAGCCCCCUCCCUCCCAAAAUCCAAGCCCUCUGCAAAAAAGGACAACUCCGAUGGGGAGGACUGGGGCCGAGACGAGGAGGAGGAGGAGGAGGAGGGGGGAGAGGAAGAGGGGGAUGAGGACUAUGAGGAACCUGAGAAUCAGUCUAGUUCUGUGGGGGUAGGCAGCCAUCGUGGGACCACCUCAGAAUGGAGCUGCCAGCAAUGUCAGAAGAGCUUCACAAAGAGUGACGACUACAUCUCUCACAUGAAGACAGAGCACGGAAAGGCUAUGAAGAAGUUCCCGUGUUGUGUGUGUGAGAGCUCAUUCUCCACCUCUUCAAGCCUACGGCGCCAUGUACGCAUCAUCCACGAGGGCAACAAGAGAGUCUUCCACUGCCAAUAUUGCACACAGGGCAAACGGACCUUCAGCAGUCAGCUCAUACUGGAGAAACAUAUCCAGGUCCAUCAUCACGGGGUCAGAGCCACUGACGAACAGGGCUCUCCUCAGACCAGGAAGCGUUCAGCCCCGGGUACCGGCCCAGGCAGCUCAUCUGAACCUGACGGGGAGGGGGGGCCACCAGGGGACGAGGAAGGCACGGACAGCGGAGAGGCCACAGAGGAGGGGGGCGAGGAGGGCAGCAAUCCCGUGAAGAGAACACGAGCGUCGGCGCCUCCCGAGCCCGAGGAGGAUGACGGCGUAUUCCGCUGCGUGCCGUGCGGCUUCGCCACGGAGGAUGGCGCCGAGUUCCAGCGCCACAUCCCUCAGCAUCGCGCUGACGCCGCCUCCUUCCAGUGUCUACAAUGUGGCGUGUGCUUCGCCUCGGCUGGCUCCCUGGGACGCCACCGUUUCAUCACCCACCGUGUGAGAGAUCCCCAGGGGGAGUCCAACCACAGGCCACCCCGCACCCCCUCCUCCCCGGACGGCUUACCCUCCUCCCCACAGGAGGGAGAGGACGGGAAGGGGAGCAUGAGCUGCAGGGUGUGCAGCCGGCACUUCGACAGGGCCUCCGACCUUAACACCCACUUGAGGACCCACGGCAUGGCCUUCAUUUCCGCCCACAAGACGGACAAGCCCCAGUAGGGUGAAGUUGCCCCUAGAUGCUGAUCCUGGGUCAGUUUAGCAUUUCUCCCACUAAUGGUUAAGGUUAGGAUUGGGGAGAGGAAGCUGAUCCUAGAUCUGUAACUCUGGGAAACAUCAUCCCAGAGCCAGACAAGCCCCAGUAUGGAAAGGCCUCGGAGUGACGGACAGGCCUGGGAGAUGAGGUGUUUUGACUUGGAAUCAUUCUAGGGGAGCUGAAUGUGGAUGGAUGAGAGCCAACCCAGAUGUACUUCUGUGCAGUUUUGAGCCACUUGAGCUCUGUGUUUCUUUGUCACUAACUGUGCAGUCAUACUCCCAUGCUGAUCAUCAUACUGAGCAUUGGCCUGGACACGCAUGAGGAUGGGAGUUCUGAGGGUCAAGACCACCUGAUCAUAGCAUUGACAUCAGCCAUAUCUGUCCAUCAACUUUUCCAUGACAAUACGUUUUUCUGCCAUUUAAUAUUGUUUGUCUAUCUUAAUGUGAACCAUACUAUCUUUUCUACAUGCAUUUCCUUCUGUAUUAUCUUUCUAUAAUUUGUACUUGUAUUCUUUUCACUCUUUCUUACUAAAAUCAUUUCCAGAGCCAUGUGUCUUGAAAGGUAUUCUGUCUUGCAUUGCAUCGUCAAACUCGCAUCCACACAGACCAACUGUACAAAGAAAGCACUCUUGUUGGUCCUACAUCAGUUUGUAUGGGUCCAUCUCUUUAGUGAGGGCUAGAUAAAACUUUUCUCAAACACUGA